Molecule: messenger RNA, 2619 nt
Organism: Schistosoma guineensis
Lineage: Eukaryota; Metazoa; Platyhelminthes; Trematoda; Strigeidida; Schistosomatidae
Source: the annotation of a GenBank genome assembly
AUGCUCGAUAGCCUUGUAGUGCCUAAUAAGUCCAACGAUGCCUUGAAAAAUGAUGCGAACAAUAGGGAUUCAAUUUUUUGCGACUACUACUCGAAUCGUCAAGGAAGCUUUUCCAAUCGCAGGUUGAGGGAUUUUUCCAGUAUUUCGGAAACUUUAAAGUUUGUAGAGCAUUUGGAUUUAUCUCGAAACUUCAUCACAAAUAUUCCGAGUGGAAUCGAACAAUAUAGAUUGCUUACAACUUUGGAUUUAAGUUUCAACAAAAUUUUUUCUGUCCCAAAUUCGCUAUGCAAACUACCGAGCCUUCGGAUUUUGUUAAUGUCUAACAACUAUUUGUCUUCUCUUCCUGCGAAUAUUUGUGAACUUCAAAACUUGCAAGAGCUGGAUUUGUCAUUCAACAGGUUUAAACACUUUCCUUCUUCGAUUUGCUCACUUCACAGUUUAAAAGUUUUACUAUUAGGAUGUAACCUGAUUGAAACGCUUCCAGAAGACAUAGUUGGUCUUCGUUGUUUGAAGAUUUUGGACUUGCAUUCAAACGGAGUAAAGCAACUACCUUUGAGCAUUAGAUUUAUGUGGUGUUUAGAGAGGUUAUCUCUAGAGGAAAAUCCCCUAUCCCCUCCCCUUUUAACUAUUGUUGCUCGUGGGAUCCCAUACAUAUUUGCAUUUUUAAAUCAACAAGCUUUAUGCAAUUCUAAUAAUACAAGUUGCGAAAAAUUUCAUGAUUCGUUAACUCAAUCGUCUUCUGCUCAGGUAACAAAUACUUCAAAUCAACAGAAUAUGAUGAAACUUUCUGAAAGUCAGGAUGUGAAAUCAAACUCUUCUAGUCCAUGUUUUGAGAAAACCGAGGUAAAUACGGAUUCUGACCAAAGAUACAUAUCGAAAUCUGAAAUUACAAAUCCUUCGUUGACAAUUCAAAACUUUACUUAUUCAACAACAAAUAACAAGAAUGAACAAUUUGAUAAACCAAAUGCUAAACUACACUCAAAUGACUAUAAUUGUAUUGAGAAUUUUAGUCAUAAUGUAUCAACACAAUCUUGUAUAAAUGAAACAUUGAAAUCUGGAUCGUCAUUUAGUUCUUUAUCAACUGAUGAUAAUGAAUCACUAACAAUGAAUAUGUAUUCUUCUGCUUAUGAGAAUGUUAUUCUUGAUAAGAAUGAAAAUGAAGUUUUCUAUUUAACAUCAAAUAUUUCACAACAAUUGACACAAACUAUCAAUAAUUCCCAAGUUACGCAACCUAUCUCUCCCGGCAAUGACAAUACAAAGAAGGCAAUAGUAUCAACGGUUCUGAAUGGGAACGAUUCAGCAGUAGAGUCUUCAGUAGUACAAACAGUCAGCAGUUAUAUCAUUAGAAAUGAAACACCAUGUAAUGUUUGUGAACCAACUAAAAAUGGUCAGAUUAAAGAUUGUCCAACAAAUCAUUCUUCUUUUAAAUACGAUCGACGUGAUAAAGGUGGUCCCAUUUCUAGUCAUACUCGGUUACGUUAUUCUAAACGUCAACAGAUAGAACAUGAUAGAAAUGUUCAUAGUAGUUCUGGUUAUAUAACACCAGAUUCAUAUUUAUCAGAAAAUUGUAAUAGAUCUCAAACAAAUGGAUAUCAUAGUCAAAAUUUCAAUCAAUACCAUAAUGAUAAAAAGUUGAUUAAUCAAAGAAAUCAUACACAACUAUUAUAUCAUCCUCAUAAAAAUAGUUUAUAUAAUGAAGAUAUAUCUAAUAAAAUAACACAUGUUGGUGUUGCUUUGUGUAUGCCUUCAGAAUGUACUUUAAAAUUACCUAAAAACUUUCAAACUUCAUAUAAUUAUCAACCACAAACAAAUACACAUUGUCAAGAUUCAAGUAUAACAUUUUCUACUGAUUAUUCAAGUGAAGAUGUCAGUAGAAAAAGUGAAAUUCGGAAUAUAGAUACAUUGAAGUAUAUGAAAAUGAAUUCACAUAAGGAUACUGUUAAAUGGGAGGAAUUAAAUUCUGAUGAUUUAAUAAGAAUUAAUCAAUUAAGAACAAUAAUCGAUAAAGAAUUAAAUAUUCGUCUACCAAUUAAUCCAAAACACUUAAUUAUUGAAUUGAGUACUGGUGUUAUUUUAAUUCAGUUACUAAAUAAAUUUAUCGGGACAACAUCAACUAUCAAAAUCUGUUUACCUAGAAAUGAUCAGCAUCAUAAUAUGUUAAAUGAAGUAGUCAAAUCUUAUCGUCGAAAUUUAAGACGUUGUCGUGAAUCAAUAUAUCGUUAUGGUGUACCUAAAGAAUAUCUAUUUACCACUGAAUCCAUUGUAAAUCCUCAAAGUGCUGAUGGUUUAUUAUCGUUGGCUAAUUCCAUUUCUAUUUUAUACAAGUUACACAAUAAUAAUAAUAAUAAUAAUAAUAAUAAUAAUAAUAAUAAUAAUAAUAAUACAAAAUCUCCCAUAAAUGCUUCUUCAUCUAAUCAAAUUCAAAAAGAUUUUGAUAUAAACGUAGAAAAUCAAUAUAAUACCAAAUGUGCACAAAAUCGAUUCACAUCCUCCGCUAUACAGCAACAAUAUUUACAAAAAAAUCAAUAUAAUAAUAAUAAUAAUAAUAAUAAAACAAUCAAUCAUCAUAGAAUAUAUCAAAUGAAUAUUUGGUCAAAUUAUUUAUGCUCAGAUGUGUAA